CUCCCUCGGCCUCCUCUUCCCCCUCUGAGCUGCAGUAAAAUGCGACCCCUCUCCUAUAAACUCUCCUCCUUCGGCCCAUUAAUGUCAUUAACAGGUGUUGGUCUAAAAUAGACGCUCAGCAGAAGCAGCGUGAGCCGACCACCCUGCUGCAGCUCCGUCGCAUUAUUUACUGCUGCAGACGUGUUGGUGGACAUACAAACACACAGUAGCCCCCCUCCACCUCCAUAAGUGGAAGCACCUCCCUCCACCUCCUCCUCCUCCUCUCUGCUCUCGCUGAGCUUCCAGUUCCUCCUGAACUCAACAACACAGCAAACAGAGUUCUGGACGGAACACAGACAUCCUGAUUCUCGCCUCCGUCUCUUCCCGUUUUAUCCGUCCGCCUCCUGAUCUGCUGCAGCUCCAUUCAGACGUCUGUUCGCCUGAUUUCACCGUCCUGCCCACUGCUUUCCUCCUCAUCCUCCUGUUUUCAGUAGAAAACCCUCGGCUGUAGCCUCCGACCUCCAGGAUGUGGUCCAACUUCUUCGUGCAGCAGGAUGAGGAGGGUCGGAUUGGGGUGGCCGGCGCCGGUCAAGGCGGAGGUCUGGGCGGGAUGAAGGGCGGCAGAGGUCAGCGGAGGGUCCACAGGAUGAGCGACAGCCAAGAGGGGAAGAUCAAGCUGGCCUUCUUCGUGGCCAUCAUCGGCGUGACGCUGACGGUGCUGGGGAUGGACGAGUUCUGGGUGGAGCUGGCCCAGCCCAAGAACCUCGGUGGGAACCAGACCUGCCAGAUGGCCCACUACGGUCUGUGGAAGGGCUGCAUCCGGACGCUGUGGGUGGCCGACAUCGACCCGGAGAGGGAGAGCUGUGGUCCAGUAGAACUUCCUGGAGAAUCCAAUUGCACCUACUUCAAGUUCUUCACCUCUGGAGAGAACGCCGUCAUCUUCAAGAAGACAACCAAUAAGAAUCUGAACCUGGCUGCAGCCAUCCUGGCCCUCCUCAGUCUGACCAUGAUGGUGAUGGGUUCCCUCUGCAUCGCCAUGGCGCUCAGCAAAGGAGUCGCCUUCUUCCUCAAACCAGCCUCCUUCUGCUUCAUCCUCUCAGGUGUGCUGGUUCUGCUCUCGGUGCUGAUCUUCCACCAGUCUGUUCUGGCUCUGCUGUCCAGCGACCACUCGGUUCCUCUACACCACGAGCUCUCCUGGUCGGUGGCCUGUGUCGGGUCGGCCGGAGCCAUCCUCAUCUUCGGGGGUCUCCUCUUCAUCAUCCUCUCGCUCCCCUUCAGCCCCUGGCAGAAAUGUCUGCCGCACAAGAACAGCGCCACCUAGCCAGCCCAAAUAUGCACACACUGUUCUGGAUGUCAUGUUUUAGAGCAACUACUGUGAGCUUGUUAUUCUCCAGAGAAGGUCUUAAUCACACAGAUGAGGAGGAGUCAGCACAAACACAACACACGGAGGUUAGCAGGACGUAGUUUUUGUAAUUUUUAGUAGACAGUAGAAGAAGAAGCUGCAGCUGAUGUGUUUACGUGUAAAAGUGUCGCUAUAUUAGGCUGAACAGGAGCUAGUGUUUCUGCUCCAGAAGUAGGGUGAAUCAUUUUUUAUUGCUCAGACACUUUUCUAUUUUUGUAGUCUGUUUUGUAUGGAAGCCCGAGUCUGCCAAGAAAAAAAAAAAGCUAGUUGAAAACACAAAUGAAAAAUGUGUUUCCCCAGAAGUGUUCUCAGACGACACAAAACGACAAAAACAAGACAGAAAAUGACCAAAACUGAGACAGAAAAUGACAAAAAUGAGACAAAAGGACAAAAAUGAGACAGCAAAUGACAAAAAAUAAGACACAAACGACACAAACGAGACAGAAAAUGACAAAAACGAGAAACAAACAAAAAAACGAGACAGAAAAUGACAAAAACGAGGUACAAAAUGAAAAAAACGAGACACAAAAAACAAAAACGAGACAGAAAAUGACAAAAAUGAGACAAAAGGACAAAAAUGAGACAAAAGGACAAAAAUGAGACAGCAAAUGACAAAAAAUAAGACACAAACGAGACAGAAAAUGACAAAAACGAGAAACAAACAAAAAAACGAGACAGAAAAUGACAAAAACGAGGUACAAAAUGACAAAAACAAGACACAAAAAACAAAAACGAGACAGAAAAUGACAAAAAUGAGACAAAAGGACAAAAAUGAGACAAAAGGACAAAAAUGAGACAGCAAAUGACAAAAAAUAAGACACAAAUGACAAAAACGAGACAGAAAAUUACAAAAAUGAGACACAAACAACAAAAACGAGACAGAAAAUGACAAAAAUGAGAAAUGACAAAAAUGAGACACAAACAACGAAAACGAGACAGAAAAUGACAAAAAUGAGGCAAAAGGACAAAAAUGAGACAGCAAAUAACAAAAAGUGAGACACAAAAUGACAAAAAUGAGACACAAACAACAAAAAUAAGACACAAAAUGACAAAAAUGAGACAGAAAUUGACAAACGAGACAAAACGACAAGAUGAGAGAAAAUGACAAAAACGAGACAGAAAACUGCAUAAAUGAGACAAACGACAAAAAUGAGACACGAAACAACAAAAACAAAAUACAAAAUGGCAAAUAGCAAGACAGAAAAUGACAAAAACAAGAUAAAAUGAAAAAAUGACAAAAACGAGACAAAACUACUAAAAUGAGACACAAAGCGAGAUAGAAAACAAAAAAAGGAGACACGAAAAUGACGACACACAAAUGACAAAAACAAGACUGAAAAUGACAAAAAUGAGACACAAAAGGACAAAAAUGAGACAAAACGACAACAACAAGACACAACAUAAAGAGACAUGUAUAACAGGCUUAAAGGUAGAAAUAAGCUGUUAAUCAAACCCUGUUAGCAUCAGAUGAUCUUUCUGAUGCUGUUAGUCGGUAAAGUUGCUUCUAUCUGAGUUCUUUAGUCUUUUAAAUGUUCUUUGGAUGUAGCUUUGUGUGUCAGACGGAUGUGAGAAGAGAUUAAAACCACAUUUUGUAUAUCGAUUGGUUGUAUAGACUCACUUUCUGAGCUCAGCGCUGUACAUAAGAUGAAGGUGUUCCACAUUUCCUCACUGUUUGUGGUGUCGUCGGGCAGAUUUCUACCGCAGGGAACACAAACGGAGCUUUAACCAAUCAGAACGUAGAAAAAGCGGAUUUUUGAAAAGCUUGUAGAACUGUAAACAAAUGGGAAUUCAUUCAGAAACUGCCAUGUAAUUGUUUGCCAGAUGUUUAUCUCAAACAGAAAUAUUCAAUAAAAUUCUAAAACUUAAAAAAACGA
This is a messenger RNA of Acanthochromis polyacanthus (spiny chromis), 3255 nucleotides long. RefSeq names its product calcium channel, voltage-dependent, gamma subunit 6b (gene cacng6b). Gene Ontology annotation, molecular function: calcium channel regulator activity. The record is from RefSeq and is a predicted model, not a curated record. Gene Ontology annotation, biological process: regulation of calcium ion transmembrane transport via high voltage-gated calcium channel. Gene Ontology annotation, cellular component: L-type voltage-gated calcium channel complex; membrane. NCBI's taxonomy places the organism in Eukaryota, Metazoa, Chordata, Actinopteri, Pomacentridae.